Messenger RNA from Diospyros lotus (date-plum), 2610 nucleotides. RefSeq lists its product as uncharacterized. Lineage: Eukaryota; Viridiplantae; Streptophyta; Magnoliopsida; Ericales; Ebenaceae. The record is from RefSeq and is a predicted model, not a curated record. The transcript is spliced from 2 exons. The coding region runs from base 424 to 2412 and encodes 662 amino acids.
GUUCCCCCCCCCCCGCCCCCCUAUUUUCUCCGCAGCUUCCCCUCUCUCUCUCUCUCUCUGUAUAUCGCUUUCUUUAAACCCUAGCUCGUUCUCUCUCUCUCUCUCUCUGAUACAUCGAACGGCGAACUGGAUGCUACUAUGAAGCGAUAGAAAGCCAACAAUUUCGAAGGAUGACUGGCCAGGAUGCUUUCAAGAAGGAUUUGAGGCUUUGUGGAUUAAUGUUUUACUGCUGCUUGUGAUUUUGUCAAUCUAUUUGUGUGUUUUAGAAUGGAUCGCUGUGAUACAUCAGGAUUUGUUAGUGGGGGGUGCACUGUGUUUGAUUGAGACUCUUUGAACCUCAUUGCAACUUCUAAAGUCAGGAAAACGGUUUUCUGACAAUUUCCAAGUUGGUUUAGCUAGGAAUCUUUCUAUCUGUUAACCUUAAUGGACAGCACUUCUCAACAUCUUGUCACUAAUUUUGCAUCAAAAGGGUCCAACAGUCGAGGCAAUAUUAGUGAUGCCAGGCUUGUUUAUUCCACCACUGCUGCUUUUCAACUGGAUCCCCUUAGUUUGUCACGCUCUUAUUUCUCAGACUCCAUGGGAAGCAAAAGAAAAUGGUGUGCUAAUGAUAAUACCGGGCACCUGCAAGAUGGGGCUUCUCUAGCUCUUAGUUUGGGCCAUUCUUCAAAUUCUUGCACUACCAUGUCCUCGGGGAAAGACAUCAAGGACUCUUCUUCAAUGGAUCUUGGUCUCAGUGUUAACCUUCAUCUUCAAAAGGAGUUGAUAGCUAAACAAAAGAACAUUUCCAUUUUGAUUUCCAAGGGACUGGAAGUGGAAAAAUCCAAGCUGGAUCUUGAGCUGGGUCUUUCUACUAGGCAUGCUGAUUCUGAUAUAACUACUGUUACUCCAGGACUCUCAUCAUUUCAGAAUAAUAGGGAGUCUUCAGUUGUAGAUGGUUCUGCACAGCUUGUGGAUGAAGGAUCAACAUCAUCUCGAUGGAAACUGAGGCCUCUCGUCCCUCCACUGCAUACGUUAUCAAACAAAGAGAGUUCUACUCUUACUGAUCUUGCUUGUAGCCAUACUCACUUGCCUCCUGCCACCCCAAACUUUUCGUCAACCAGAGUAAUCAUGCCAAAAAGCUCCGUUCCCUCGACUUCUGAGGUAACUCAUCAACAACAGAGGCACAAUAUGGGUAUCAAAACAUGUCAGUUCAGUGGAUGUACUAGAGGAGCAAGGGGUGCUUCUGGCCUUUGUAUUGCACAUGGUGGUGGCAGAAGGUGUCAAAGGGUUGGAUGUCAGAAAGGAGCUGAAGGUAAGACCGUGUUCUGCAAGGCCCAUGGGGGUGGCCGUCGUUGCCAAUAUCUUGGGUGCACAAAGAGUGCUGAAGGCCGGACAGACUACUGCAUUGGCCAUGGCGGAGGGAAGAGGUGCAGCCAUGAGGGUUGCACCCGUGCUGCAAGAGGAAGAUCUGGCUUGUGCAUUCGGCAUGGGGGUGGCAAGAGGUGUAAGAUGGAAAAUUGUCCCAAGAGUGCUGAGGGCAUUUCUGGCUUCUGCAUUUCCCAUGGCGGUGGCCGUCGUUGCCAGUAUCCUGCCUGUACAAAAGGUGCUCAAGGGAGCACAAUGUUUUGUAAAGCACAUGGUGGGGGCAAAAGGUGCACAUUUUUGGGGUGUACAAAAGGCGCAGAAGGGAGUACACCAUUCUGUAAAGGACAUGGCGGGGGAAAGAGAUGCUCGUAUGAAGGGGGAUGCACAAAGAGUGUUCACGGAGGAACCCUGUUUUGUGUUAAUCAUGGUGGAGGCAAGAGAUGUGCUGUUCCUGGAUGCACCAAGAGUGCAAGGGGUCGUACAAACUACUGUGUUCGACAUGGUGGGGGGAAAAGGUGCAAGUAUGAGGGAUGUACGAAGAGUGCUCAAGGCAGCACUGAUUUUUGCAAGGCUCACGGUGGAGGGAAACGUUGUUCCUGGGGCCAGUUAGGUUCAGAGUUUGGUAGCCAGCCUGGUGGUCCUUGCGAUAAAUUUGCGAGGGGGAAGUCUGGCCUAUGUGCUGCCCACGGUGCCCAGGUGCAAGAGAAUCAAAUCCAUAAUAGCAGUACAUUGGUGCAUUCACUGAAUGCCCCACAGUCUAGCGCAUCUGAGAAGAUGAAAGGGAACAACCACUCCAUUGAUAUUGAAACUGCAGGCAGUAUCAGUUCCUCAAUUAAUUUUAUGGGUUAUGGGCAUCAGUUGUUUCCUGUGCAGAUUCCUUCCCAGGAAAAUUUACCUUUUGAAAAUGGUUUACAUCACUUUUCACUUCCAGAAGGUCGCGUUCAUGGAGGAAACCUAAUUGCAAUGCUAAGAGCUAGCACCGGCGUUGGUGCAGGCAGAAGUAAUCAAGCUGCUGGUGGCCCAUCCGAGCAAGGAAACUCCCGUCCAAUGUCCUACAGCUGGGUGUAAGUAACCUUGUCUUGGAAUUGAAUCUUAUGCUUUUUUGUCUAGUUUAGAGGUUUGGUCAUCUUGGAUGAGAAAUUAAAGUUCUCAUCUCAUUAGGUUACAUGAUUAAAAAUUGGGGAAAAUAGGUUAGAUGUGUGAUUGCAUUCUUGUAUAAAUCAUUCCUGUAAAUAUUAAUAUAUCAUUAUGCAGAUUGCUGUUGUA